AUGCAAUUGCAAAUCGUCCAAACUGAAAUACCUGAAGAGACACCUACAAAUCAACGGGAGAGGAGGAAACAUGAAAAGAAGAAUACUUGGAGAGAAAAAUCUAUUCUUGAACGUGUGGAAAUCGAUUGCUUGCUGACGAAAGGUGACUCCAAAGAAAAUACGGGGAAAUGUCAAAGUAGAAAAAGAUUCAAAGCAAACCCCAAUUUUAGUAAUCACUACAAAACUGGAAAGAGCUUCAGCAGUAAUAAACUUACUCCCCAUAAAAUGACCCAGGCAAGGGAGAAGCCCAACAAAAGUUUGGACUGUGGAAAAGGCUUUCGGUGGAGAGGUAAUCUAACUUCCCAUAAAAGAAUACAGUCAGGGGGAAAGCCCUAUAAGUGCACGGUCUGUGGGAAAAGAUUCAGUUCAAGCAGUUCCUUUACUUCUCAUAAAGGAAUCCACACCAGAGAAAAACCCUAUGAAUGCCUAGAGUCUGCAAAGAGCUUCAGGAACAAGGAGUGUCUCAAAUCCCACAAAAGGAUGCAUACAGGCAGAAAACCUUAUAACUGUGUGGACUGUGGUAAAAGGUUCAGUGUGAAGAGUUCCUUUACUUCCCAUAGAAGGAUCCAUACAGGAGAGAAACCCUAUAAAUGCCUACAGUGUGGGAAGAGCUUCAGCACUAGUAGUUACCUAAUAUGCCAUAGAAGGAUCCAUUCAGGGGAAAAACCCUAUAAAUGCAUAGAUUGUGGAAAAACCUUCAGGAGAAACGGGUCUUUUACUAGGCAUAAAUUGAUCCAUACGGGAGAGAAACCCUUUAAAUGCAUGGAGUGUGGGAAGAGCUUUAGGCAAAGUGGUGUCCUUGCUUCCCAUACAAGGAUCCAUACAGGAGAGAAACCCUAUAAAUGCCUUGUGUGUGGAAAGACCUUCCGUGAAAAGAGUUCUCUUACUUGUCAUAGACGGGUCCACACAGGAGAAAAACCCUUUAAAUGCAUAGAAUGUGGGAAGGGCUUCAGGCAAAGUUCUUCCCUUGCUUCCCAUAAACGGGUCCACACAGGAGAAAAACCCUUUAAAUGCCUGGAGUGUGGAAAGAGUUACAAAAACAGCAGUUACCUGAACCUCCAUAAACGGAUCCACACGGGAGAGAAAUCCUAUAAAUGCAUGGAGUGUGGAAAGAGCUUCGCUAUAAAGACUUCUCUUACUUCUCAUGAAAUGAUCCACACUGGAGAGAAACCUUACAAAUGCAUGAAGUGUAGAAAGAGGUUCAGGACCAGAAAUUGUCUGAAAUCCCACAAAAGGAUUCAUACAGGGGAAAAACCUUAUAAAUGUGUGGACUGUGAUAAAAGGUUCAGUGUGAAGAGUUCCUUUACUUCCCACAGCAGGAUCCAUACGGGAGAAAAACCCUAUAAAUGCAUAGAGUGUGGGAAGAGCUUUAGUCAAAGUAGUGGCCUUGCUUCCCAUAAAAGGAUUCAUACGGGAGAGAAACCCUAUAAGUGUAUUGAGUGUGGAGAGAGCUACAGAACUAGUAAUCAACUGACCUCCCACAAAAGGAUCCAUUCAGGCCAAAAACCUUAUAAAUGCACGAAAUGUGGAAAACCCUUCAGGACACACAGUUCACUUGCUUCCCAUAAACGGAUCCAUACAGGAGAGAAACCCUAUAAAUGCCUGGAAUGUGGGAAGAGCUUCAGUGUAAAGAGUUCUCUUACUUCUCAUUUACGGGUCCACACAGGAGAAAAACCCUAUAAAUGCAUAGACUGUGGGAAGGGCUUCACGCAAAGCUCUAAACCCCAUAAAUGCAUAGAGUGCGGGAAGAGCUUUAGGCAAAGUGGUGGCCUUUCUUCCCAUAAAAGGAUCCAUAUGGGAGAGAAACCCUAUAAGUGUAUUGAAUUGUGGAAAGAAUUCAGUGUAAAGAGUUCUCUUACUUCUCAUAAACGGUUACACACAGGAGAAAACCCCUAUAAAUGCACGGAGUGUGAAAAGAGCUUCAAAACCAGCAGUCACCUGACCUACCAUAAAAGAAUCCAUACGGGAGAGAAACCAUAUACGUGCCUGGAAUGUGGAAAGAGCUUCCCUAUAAAAACAUCUCUGACUUCUCAUGAAAGGACCCACACAGGAGAGAAACUGUAUAAAUGCCUUGAAUGUGGAAAGAGCUUCAGUGAGAACCGUGCACUUACUUCCCAUAAUAGGACCCACAUGGGAAAUUGUAUGUAUCCAAUGAAUAUCCACACAGGAGAGAAAUAUUUGCAAUGCGGAAGAAUUUUUGGUGAAAACAGGAUGCUUCUCAAAAAAGAAUCCACAGAAGGCGGAAAAUUAUCCAAUGGAAACUCCCAGCAGGCGGCGCUCUCUGGGCUGCAGACUGAAUGUAUGCCACAGCGCAUGCUCGACUCCGUCUGCGUGGUCGGGAGAUUGCCGCCUACGGGAAGGAUCUCCGGAGAGCCAGCGGAGACCAGUUGCCGGACGGUGCCAGUGGCUGAGAGGUUCCUGGGUCGUGUGUCCUUUGAGGAGGUGGCCGUCCAUUUCAGUGGCGAAGAGUGGUCGCUGCUGGAUCCCAGCAAGAAAGCCCUACAUCGAGAAGUCAUGUUGGAAAUUUCAGGGAUCGUGGCCUCUUUAGAUGCCCAGUAA
This is a messenger RNA of Protobothrops mucrosquamatus (brown spotted pit viper), 2598 nucleotides long. RefSeq names its product zinc finger protein 708-like. The transcript has 8 exons. Bases 1 to 2598 code for a protein of 865 amino acids. Gene Ontology annotation, biological process: regulation of DNA-templated transcription. NCBI's taxonomy places the organism in Eukaryota, Metazoa, Chordata, Lepidosauria, Squamata, Viperidae. The record is from RefSeq and is a predicted model, not a curated record.